AUGUCAAACAAAGACUUGAAAACAAUCCAAAACACAGAAAGAACAGUCAAAUUUUUGAACAAUGACCAUAAAAAUGAGGGUGUAUCAGAUAGGAAAACAACCAUCACCGAUGAACCAGAUCAUUCGCAAGCGAAGAGUGACGGUGGCAACAAAAAUAACCUUGUAAGGGUCUAUUCAGAUACAGAGAAAUCUAAUUUUAAUAAUAUAACGGGUCAGCGGUUGUACGACGAUUUAAAGUAUCGCCCAAUACACCAUGAACAUUUUUACACUUAUGGAAGUAAUGUUAAUGACAUAGUUAAUGACAAUGAAUGUAUUAUUCCACCAUUAAAGAAAAGGACUAAUAACAACAUCAAUAACUAUGUAACUACUAGCGCCCAAAGUAAGAAAAGGGCAAGGAGAUAUUCUGAAGAUCAACAUGCUAAAAUAAGUGGCCAUGGUUUUUCCCAUAUGAAUGCAAGCAAUAUUAAUAUCAAUAACAACGCUUAUUUAGAUAUGACUGAUGAGUACAUACCAAAUUUUGAUUUCAUAGCCAACGUGAACAAGUUUGCUGAAUACUAUGAUUUAGACGGAUAUAAAAGUAAUAAGAUUAUGACUAAUAAUAAUAAUAAUAAUAAUAAUAGUACUAAAAAUAGAAUUACUAGUGAUCAUGGUAUAGAGUUAGAAAAUAUGGAGAAUUCGUCAAGAUCUUCUUCCAUUUCAUCGUCUGUUUCAUUUUCUGAACAUAGUAUGGUCAAACCAAUAAAGGCGCCUGCUGAAACAAAAAAAAUAGGCGGUAUAGAACCUGCUAUUAAGGAUACUCAAUUUUGGAGAGAUAAUCUUUAUUCUACCACUUCUAAUACCAUCAUCACCGAUGAAAGUGACAUUUAUAACAGCAGACCACAAAGUUACAAUGAUACUUCUGUUGAUUAUUCUAAAUUGCCUGCUGAUUUUGAGACACUACCCUUUUCCCAAAGAAAAAAAACCUUGUUAGAAUUAUUUCCAGAACAUGAUUAUAAGACAGUUAUGAAUUUACUUAAAUCAAGAAAGAGAUCGUUAUCCUUGAAGCUGGCAUCAUCCGAUAACAAUGACACAAACAUGCUUUUAUUGUCAAAAGGAUCUAAUACAAGCAUUAAUAAUAGCAGUAGCAGCAAACCUGAUUAUGCCUCCUUAUGUUUAAAGACAUUUAAUAACCAAUGUUCCUCACCACUGUCACCUAUACUUUCACCAUUACAGCAACAACAGCACUUUGAUACUAAAGUUACUCCGGGUGAUAGAGGUUCCCAUGUUUUGGGGUAUGUUUUAGGAAAAAUUAUUGGUUAUGGAGCGUGGGGUAUCAUACGAGAAUGUUACAAACAUAAGGAAGCAGCUGAAGCGGAAGAGGAUAUAAAAGCAAUGAAGAUUAUCAAGUUUAGGGGCAAUGCACAAGUGAAGGAAAGUUGUCUAAGAGAGGUUUUUAUAUGGUCUCAAUUAAAUAACGCUAAUAUUUUAAAGUUAAUAUCAUACGAAGAACACCCUGACGUUAUGUUUUGCUUAACAAGCAGAAUACAUGGCGGAACCUUGUACGAUUUAGUAGCUAAAGUUUGGAAUAGUAAGUUGUUAAAAUAUACAUUUGAACACAGAUGUUAUGAGACACAAAAUUACCUAUUGCAAUUAUUAGCAGCUUUAAAAUAUUUGCAUUUUGAAAAAAGCAUUGUCCAUGGUGAUAUUAAAUUAGAAAAUUGUUUAAUAACCAAAAAAGAAAAUAUAUUAUUGUUGUGUGACUUUGGCAUGAGUAUUAAAUUACACGAAGAGAAGGAGGGGAUCGCAGAAUAUGGGAGGAAAAACAAAUCACAAAAUGAAAUAAGCUCUGGAUCGAAGUUCAUGAAGAUUUUACAGGAUAAAAAAUUGACACACGAUGAUACUCCAUUAGGGAUUAGUUCCUUCAAAAAAAAGUUUGGUCCUGCCAUGCAAUCGGUUAUGAUUGGAAAAACAGAAUAUUUUCAGCACAAUAAACAACAUUCCAGAGACGACCAAGGUAAUGACAAAAUGAGAACGAUGAAUCAAAUUGGAUCUUUACCAUAUGCUGCACCGGAAUUAUUGGACCCCAUUAAACGGCCGCCGAUAAAUGAUAGGCAAUUAUCAAAGAUGAUGGUUGAACAUAAUGGAUCUCGUACUUUAUCAUUUAAAUCGGAUAUAUGGGCCUUAGGCGUGAUGCUCUAUGCGAUGAUUUGUGGCCGCCUACCAUUUCAUCAUGAAUAUGAACCACGACUAAAGAUGCUUAUUAUAUCUGGUAAAUAUGAUGGAAAAACAUUAAAAGAAAGAACCGGAGACCACCAUAAAAUGUUAAGGAAUGUAAUAAUUGGGUGUUUACAGGUGGAUAUUGAUAAAAGGUGGAGUUUAACUCAAGUUGAAAAUGCAAUAUUAGAUGCGAACAGUCAAAGACGUGUAGUUUAA
Molecule: messenger RNA, 2412 nt
Organism: Saccharomycodes ludwigii
Lineage: Eukaryota; Fungi; Ascomycota; Saccharomycetes; Saccharomycodales; Saccharomycodaceae
Gene: NNK1
Product: protein kinase NNK1
Exons: 1
Coding region: 1-2412 (803 amino acids)
Biological process (GO): protein phosphorylation; intracellular signal transduction
Cellular component (GO): nucleus
Molecular function (GO): ATP binding; protein serine/threonine kinase activity
Source: RefSeq, a predicted model, not a curated record